CACGGAGCCGCCGCCAUGUCGCGGGCGGCGCGCUCGGUCCGGGCCGCGGCCGGGGCCAGGUCGGCCCCGGGGGCGGCCCCGAGGCCCGUCCGGAUCCUCAUCCCGGCCGGCGGGGCCGCGCCGGGGCCGCCCCUGGGGCCGGUGCUGGGGCAGCGCGGGGUCCCCAUCGCCGCCUUCUGCAAAGACUUCAACGAGCGCACCCGGGACAUCAAACCCGGGGUCCCUCUGAGGGUCCGGCUGCUCGUGCAUCCUGACCGGACCUACUCGCUGACCAUCGGGACCCCCCCCACCUCCUACUUCCUCAAGGCCGUGGCCGGAGUGGAGAAAGGCUCAUCCAGACCUGGCCAUGAGCCGGCCGGGGUGGUGUCCCUGGCGCAGCUGUUCGAGGUGGCCGUGGCCAAGCAGAGGGACCCCGCGGUGGCCACACGGGGGACGCCCCUGCCCGCCCUGGUGGGAUCCCUGGUGGGCUCUGCCCGCAGCCUCGGCCUGCUCGUGGUGCCCAGGUUGACCCCCCAGGCCGUGGCCGAUGUCCAGCGGCGCCACCGGGAGCUCCAGGCGGCCGCAGCCCCCCCGGGCGGGCAGGAGGAGGACGAGGGGGGGGCCCGCGGGAAGUGACCCCUCCCCAAAUCCACCCAGAUCCUCGGGGGGACCCCAAAACUCGGGGACCCCCCCCCCAAAUAAAGAGCUCCUGCCACA
Messenger RNA from Camarhynchus parvulus, 696 nucleotides. RefSeq names its product mitochondrial ribosomal protein L11 (gene MRPL11). Lineage: Eukaryota; Metazoa; Chordata; Aves; Passeriformes; Thraupidae. Gene Ontology annotation, cellular component: ribosome; mitochondrial large ribosomal subunit. Bases 16 to 615 code for a protein of 199 amino acids. Gene Ontology annotation, molecular function: large ribosomal subunit rRNA binding; structural constituent of ribosome. The record is from RefSeq and is a predicted model, not a curated record. The transcript is spliced from 5 exons. Gene Ontology annotation, biological process: translation.